Messenger RNA from Corvus hawaiiensis (hawaiian crow), 4034 nucleotides. It is a transcript of the gene CX3CL1, whose product is annotated as C-X3-C motif chemokine ligand 1. The record is from RefSeq and is a predicted model, not a curated record. Gene Ontology annotation, molecular function: chemokine activity; CCR chemokine receptor binding. Gene Ontology annotation, biological process: cellular response to interleukin-1; cellular response to type II interferon; positive regulation of ERK1 and ERK2 cascade. Gene Ontology annotation, cellular component: extracellular region. The coding region runs from base 197 to 1492 and encodes 431 amino acids. The transcript is spliced from 3 exons. Lineage: Eukaryota; Metazoa; Chordata; Aves; Passeriformes; Corvidae.
CCCUCCGCCUCCUGUCGUCACCCUGGACACGUGUGAGGGACCUGAAUAACAACUAACGCUCUGUCUCGGAGCUUUAUAAUCCUGGAAUGAGCGGCAGCGUCUGUGUUGCUCCGGAGGAUGCAAUAAGCAGCCGGGAGUGGGAAAUACUGCCGGUAAUCCCUCCGUGCCCGCCUUUCCUUCUGCCGACCACGGUAACAUGAAGGCUGUCUGUCUCCAGAUCCUGCUGCUUCUGCUGUGGGCCCUGUGCCUGGUGACCCUGGCUGGAGGGCAACCCAAAGCACCUCUGAAGUGUUCAAUAGAGUGCAUAAGUUUUACAAAAGCUAAGUUAGCAGAGAAGCAGAUCAGGAGCUACCGCAGGACCGAACCCAGCUGCAGAAAAGAAGCCAUCAUAUUUACCACUCUGAAGUCCAAGGAGAUUUGUGCAGAUCCAGAUGAAGAGUGGGUGAAGAAGAUCAGAGAGAAACUGGACCGGAAAAAGGCCACAGUGUCCCCACUUCCACGUGAUGCCACCUCACCAGAAGAGCCCGGUAGUGUUGAGAAACAUGUUGGUCUUCCAGAAGUGGCUCCAUCUCAAGCCACUGCUCCAACUAGUUUCUUCCAAGGGACUGGAACAACAGUUAGAGAGAGAAUACAUGCUCCUGCUGCCAGGACAGAGGUGUCCAGCAAGUCUCCACUGGGCAGGCAGGACCCCACCCAGCUCCCUGCAGGAUCCAUUCCUGAGAUACAGGAAGAGGCUGCACACUCCGAGGUUACUCCAGAAGCACAGAGAGAGUCCUCAAACUCUCCUGCAUCUUCAACAACUGUUGCAGCAGCCAUGGACUCCAGCCAACCCUCCCCACACCCCACUGUUCAAGAUACAGCUUCUCCUAACUCAAGUUCAGACCUGAUGCUUGCUACUAAAGGAUCAGACCAACCUGUACUUCCUACAAAUGGAUCCCUGGAGCCUACAAGUGCCAGAGCCAACACACCAGACACUGCUUCCAGCAGUUCUAGAUCAGAUCUCCCCUCCAUCUGGGGCAGUAUGGAGACCAUAACAGUCCCAGAGAAAGCACCACAGACUACUUCAGUUUCUACUCUAAGCUCCACCACAGCCAUAGACAAAGCUGCUUCUGUCCAUACCAACAGGGUUGUUGGUCCCCCUGCAGAUGUGUUUAGUACUAGAACAUUUGAUUAUUCAUCGCCUGUAGGAAAGCAAGGGCCUUCAGACACAGUAGUUUCCACUCACCAGGCAUUCUCAGGCCAAGCCAGAGUGCAGAUGAUCACAGUCAGGCCAAACAAUCUGCCUCUGCCCAGCUUCUUGUCGAAGUCUCAAAUGCACUUUGUCAUCCCAGUUUCUGUGGUGUGUGGACUGAUGGCUAGCAGUGUUGUUCUUGUAUGGCUGUAUCUGAAAUUUGGAGUCAAACCAGAAGAAACGUCGAGAGAAAUGGUACAGGGCUUGCUCUACCAGCAGGCAGGACAUCAAGACAAUGUCUAUCCAAUGGAAGUAAUCUGAAUGCUUCAUGGCAUGGACAUUUCUGGCCUCAACUAUAUGUGUGUUGCUGCAGAAAAGCUGUUCAUGCUGAACUGGUGACCAGUAGGAAGCAAGCCUGGGAAAAAAAAUCACAGAGAAAACUGAUUUAUUUGUAGAGCAGGAUGUCCAACAAUAUAUCUACUUCAUCGUUGACCAAUCACAGUGUUUUGGAAAUAAGGGAGACACUUCUUUUCUACUGGCACUGUUACAUACAAAGGCUGUGGCUGUUCUAUUGCUGUUGGUGGCUCUUUGCCAGGUGAUGUGAUCUUCCAAGUUGCUGUUGGGAAUUUUUGUGUGGUUCAUCAUGGCCCAGCCAAGAAGCCACUCACCCACCCACACUGUUGGGCUCAGCCACCUUGAGCAAUCUUAACACCAAACCCACACAAUUUGCACUUAAACUUUCUGCUGCUUCUUUCUUUGCACUUCAGGUCUCUGCUCUGUCAGACCAAGACUGAAGCUGGUGGCCAGCUCUCCUUGGGCUGAUUGAAUUUACUCUCAUCAUUUUCUCUUGCUGGAGACACGAGGGAUAGCCCAGCUUUUCAGAAAGAGGUGACCAACACUGCAUCUGAUGGGGGGACUGAAGGUUCCCCAGAGAAGCUGGCAACCCACAGUCCCUCUCCUCCUUGAAGUCAGGCCCUUCCUUUUAGCAGCUGUGGGCAUUUCUUCUUGCAGAUGAAUUCUGAGAGCUGGUUCUCAGCAAAUCAAUGCAAUAAAUCCCUUCUGCUAGCUGAUGCACCCUGUGUCCAGCUGCAUCCAACACCAGGGCAGGAUAAUGCUGAUUAAUCUUCGCAAAUGGGAGAAAAGAAGAAGUCACCCAAUAAUUUUGCUAUUUCUGUGUUAUCACUGGAACAUUUUUGCUGUUCUCUGCAAGCACAAAACCCAGGAAAUGCUCUUGGAGGAGCUAAAGGCAAUUCUGGAUUUAGCCAUGCAGGAAUUACUCUACCACAGCAGAUGUAACGUCCUUUUGAUCCCAUUUUCUCUCUAGAAAUAAGCACAUUUGCUGAUCCACACAAAAAAAAAAAAAAAAAAGCACAAAAUGCCUGUUCACGGUCCUACAUUUCAGCCACAUUUUAGUUUUUCCAUUUUGGAUAGCACUGAUCACCAGGCUAUGAAAGCACUGUAACAGAACCAGGCUUUUUUUAACCCCAAAUUGAUUUUGAUUUUUACACAUCCUGACAUUGCUGUACAUAAGUCUUACGUUUUAUCUGUGGUCAGAUCCUGAAAGCCCUUAUUAAUCUUUGACUCUAGGAUGAAUUCUGCUGGAGGGUGCAAAGGUCUUCAUGAUAUGAUGCUUUGUAAGUAGAUACAUAUCAAGGGUCAGAUCCUAACCAGCCUCAGUGAAUCAGAUCCCUAAGUAUAAAUACGCAGGCAGAAAAUGAAAGGAAAAACAUAAUAAGCAAGAUUAUCAAAAAAGAUGGGCCAACUGUAAAGCAGAGCUUGAGGAAUGUGGCCUGUUAGAUCUGUCAGAUUGCACCGUCAGGGCAUCCAUCCAGCCCUGCAGGGGGAGGGGACAGACUACAACCGUGUUUGCGUUCUGCCAUCACACAUCCCUUACUUCUGCAUUUUGUUGACUUGAGAGAGGGGAGCUGGGGAUUCAUCUCAGCCUUUGCAAGUACGGCAUGCACUCAGAUUAAUUGCAAUGAUGAAUUUGGAGUGAAAUCCUUCCUUGUGCAGCAGCCCAGCUGUGGAACUCUGGUUGGGGUUGACUUUCCUAGAGGGCAAAUCGGGCUGUCAGUGCCACCUCCCCAUGCACCCCACUUGUGCACAGCUGGAACUCAUGAGGCAAUGUACUGUGGCAUUAUUUUUAUAUGAAACACUAGAAAUGUUAUUUUUGUAAAGAAGUUUUAUAGCUUUUUGAAUGUGUAUGAUGUCCUGUCUGAGCUGCUUGGAGUCGAGACCUUUUUGGCAGCACUGGAAAACACUGUGCCUUGUCUAUUUUGUUGCUGGUCUUAGAUGGCUUGUGCAUGUCCACGGGAGCUGGAUCACUCUCCAGGCCCUUCAGCAAAUGGAGUGGACACUUGUCUAGCUGCCAGUGAAGUGCUUGUCUUGGAGCAGUGCUGGGGAGAUGGAUAUGCACCAGUCAGAUCGCUUGGAGUGCCACCAGUCUUUGAAAGGACACUGCUUUCAGCUCCACCACCAGCUCCCGCCGUCUUCCAGCUGCCGUGAUCCCACUGAGACUCAUCAGGGAGAGCUGCUUCUCCAGGCUGGCCCUGUCCUCAUGCUCUUCCUGCUCCCCUCUCCUGUCCCUCAGCUGUUUGCAGGCAGGGUGCUGGCACCCUCACAGGGGACAGGUAAAACCCAGGACGGGGGACACUGCUAUUUAUUCCUCUCUCUGCAAGUCUGGGAGGGAGGGAGGAUGGAGCCUGUGGGUGUCACCCAUUUCUGGGGGUUAAAAUUUCACUUGCUGUAGAGCACAGUGACUGUUACAAGCUCCAGUUCAUUUGUAUAUUGAGUGUGUGCAUGAGAUAUGAGCUGUACAUUUUUAUAGAAGUAAAAGUAAUAAAGUCCUUACGUUAAAAACUUU